AUUAUGGCUGUCUGAGGCAGAAAAAGAAGAAGUGGACAAAGGAAACAGACACACCAACAGUAGUGGAAGGAGAACAUAUACAAAUCUCACAAUCCUUUCCACGACUGCACAUAAAAGCCUGACACAGAUUUCAAGAUGAUGAAGUUGUUUGUUCUGGUGAUGUUGAUGGCAUGUCCUGCAAGCCCUCAAGAUUUGUCUGGUAAAAUGUUGAUUUUCACACGGGAAGGCAACUUCCUUUAUGCCAGAAAAUCUAUAGCACGACGGAAUUUCCAUACUGUAACCGUCUGCCUCAGAUCAGCAGCAGACCUCAAAAGAGGCCACACCUUGUUCUCUUUGGCCACGAUCUAUAGCACCAAUCAGUUUGUCAUUUCUUGGGAUGACACCAAUAAGGAGAUGGAGUUCUACGUAGAUGGCAGAAAGGUUACAUUUGGAGGGAUCGACUACAAGCCAAACGCAUGGCACUCUGUUUGCACCACAUGGAGCUCUCAGACUGGACUCCUGCAGCUGUGGUUCGAUGGACAACGCUUGAUGAACAAGUAUUCCAGCAGUGGGCUAAUCCGAGGGCCUGUUAAAAUUGUUUUAGGACAGAGGGAGGAAUACUACAAUAGGGGCUACGAAAUGGAACACUCUUUCAUGGGCUCAAUGUCUGACGUCCACAUGUGGGACUACAUCCUCUCCAACUGUGACAUCCAGAACUACAUGAAUGAACUUAGCUUCCCUCCCGGGAAUGUGCUGAACUGGAGGGCGCUGGACCUGUCCAUUGCAGAUGGUGUGCUGACAGAAGAUAAAGUUAUGGCUUGUGUCUGAACUUCUAAAACAAGACUAUCAGUAUCUUAGAAGACCAAAAAUCCUUGUGUGUAUGUUUUAUGUCCAAUGUAAAGAAGACGUUACCAGUGUUAGCGAUUUACACUAUCAGUCAAAAGUUUGGACACACUUUCUCAUUCAAAUGAAAGUGUGUCCAAACUUGUGACUGGUAGUGUAUGUUGAAUCACUGUCUAUUAAAUGAUUGUUUUGGAUGUUUUUAAUUAAUUUAGCAAUCAUAUGACACAGUUAUUUAGGUUUCUCUGAUUAUUUUUAAUGGUCUAUACCAUAAAAAAGAUCUCUAAUUAACAUGUUGCUGUAAUCUGCUGUCCAUUCUGUGCAAAACUGUAUGCCCAGCUAAAUGUGUAAUAAAGCUGUAGAACUGAGAUAACCAAA
Amphiprion ocellaris (clown anemonefish) is the source of this 1197-nucleotide messenger RNA. RefSeq names its product serum amyloid P-component-like. The transcript has 5 exons. The record is from RefSeq and is a predicted model, not a curated record. The coding region runs from base 136 to 807 and encodes 223 amino acids. Lineage: Eukaryota; Metazoa; Chordata; Actinopteri; Pomacentridae.